This is a messenger RNA of Drosophila kikkawai, 1921 nucleotides long. It is a transcript of the gene Tgs1, whose product is annotated as Trimethylguanosine synthase 1. The record is from RefSeq and is a predicted model, not a curated record. Gene Ontology annotation, biological process: 7-methylguanosine RNA capping; 7-methylguanosine cap hypermethylation. Gene Ontology annotation, molecular function: RNA cap trimethylguanosine synthase activity. Gene Ontology annotation, cellular component: nucleus. Lineage: Eukaryota; Metazoa; Arthropoda; Insecta; Diptera; Drosophilidae.
AUGAACAUACACUACCUGACCACGUCGCGUUCUAACCCGCAGUUCUACUCAUUUAUCCAGUUCUUUGGCGACCAUUCUGAUUGUACCAGCUGUGAUUGGGAGGCAAUUCUACAGGCUGCCUGGCAAAACUUUUGGCAGCGCGAGGGACACGAUCUGCUCGAGCUGAAGUGGCACAAGCGUUUCCCCGAAUACAAAAGUCUUAUCAACGUCGUAACGCCGGAGGAACAAACAUUUUGGCAGGAACUGUGGGAAAAGCAUACUACAGAAUUAAGUGCCAAGUUCUGGCGUAUAUUAAAUUGUGCGUUCGAGAAUUACCAAAACGAAUUGGUAAAGUCCUUCGGGACAAGCCUAGAGCAAGUUGAACAGGAUUUUAUCGAUCUAAACAUCACUGAAAGGGUGAGUAAGUCCAAGAAGCGUAAACAGAAAAAACAACAAGAGGUCGACGGUGACGACGAGCCUUUUCUGCCAUCUACUGAAGACGAUCUCGUUUUAGACGAAUACGAGCAAUUAAAGGUAUUGGGAUUGCCGACCAAUUUUGGCCCCCAAAAAUAUCCGAAGCAGCACAAACCGAGAAAUAAAUUACACGAAUCUUCCAGUAGCGACUGCAGUGACUGCUGUCAAGAAAUUCUGAUCAUGGAACGUGAUAAAAGCCUCGCGCUGCAUGGAGUUCAGAGUGGCUUGGUCUCAAAGAGGCAGAAGCCGAAGAAAAAGAAAAUCUGGGCUAACGAAAUGAUGCCGGACUUUAUGCAGAACGAGGGGAAAGGCCAAAUGGUCAAGUAUUGGCUCAAGCGCUUUUCCUUGUUCUCUCGCUUUGACCAGGGCAUAAGGUUGGACCGUGAGAGCUGGUUUUCGGUGACACCCGAGAAGAUUGCCAAGCAGACGGCUCGUCGGCUGUCCUGCGAUCUGAUCGUGGAUGCUUUUUGUGGGUGCGGAGGCAACGCCAUUCAGUUUGCCAACACCUGUGGGCGCGUCAUUGCUGUGGACAUCGACGCAGAAAAGUUGGCCAUGGCAAAGCACAAUGCUGGCAUUUAUGGCGUGGCCCAUAAGAUUGAAUUCAUCCAUGCCGACUUCCUGCAGUUUGCAGUUAGCUCCAGAAUUCGCCCAAAUGUUGUCUUCUUGAGCCCCCCAUGGGGUGGACCCGGUUACCAAAAGCAGGCAAACUUCGAUAUUGAGCGAAGCCUGCUGCCCGUGGGCGCCAAUGAACUGAUGAAACGGGCCCGUCUCCUUUCCGAUAACGUUGGAUUCUUUCUGCCCCGUAACUCCAACAUGACCCAGGUGGUUGCCCUAAGUGGAGCUGGACAGCAGUGUGAGGUGGAGCACAAUUUUCUGGACACGCGUAUGGUGGCUCUGACUGCCUACUAUGGCAAUGAAGUAAUAAGAAAUACUCCGCCAUAAAAAAUAAAACUAAGCUAUUUUUAAAAUUAUGUUUUUCAUAGGUAAGGUACAAGUAAAUAUUAAGCUAAGUUUACACCGCUAACUAUAUCCGACCGUAUUGAAAGUAUACGGGAGUGCCACAGAAAUCGCAUUGAAUUUAAGGUUAAUUUAAAAAUUGUUUGAAUGUGUGUAAAUUGCAGGAGUAACAUCUUUUCUAGCAUACCAUAUUUCAAUUGCAAUUCCACAAUUUUGAGGCACCAAUUGUCAAUCCAUUGGCAUGUGUUAAUUUAUAAAUUUGUUUCAUUAACAAAACAUAGAACCAAAACAGUCUUUGGUAAUAAACGAUAAAAUUAAGAUAAUUAAUUUUAAGCUUGUAUGUAAGAAGUAAGAAAAAAAUCCUUCUGUAUUUGGGGUUGCAUGGAAUUAUGCACUUGUAUCAGUUUGUUCCCCACGACACUUUCUGUUUGUUUUUAUUCUCUUAAGUUUUUCACUCUUUUGGAUAAAAGUUGACUAAUGAAUAAAGGCUCUUCUUGUAUGUAACAACACA